CUGAAGAUCUAAAAGAAAAAAAAAGAAUAGAUAUCAAGUAUCUUUCGAAACAUAAUCUUCCAAAAUAAUCACAACAGUUCUCGACCAAACUAUUACAAUUGAAAGAUACGGAGAAAGUAUAAAUUGUGAAAUAUAAAAAUGCAAUUUUUAAGAACUAGUAGUGCAGUUAAAGGAGCGUUAGAGAUGGAGACGAUGCCAGAAGUCGAAUUAACAAGAUUAAGGAGGCAAUAUAGAAUAAUGGAAAAUGAUCGUUUGAAAUGUGCAGAGGAAGGUGGUCUUCAGCUUCGUAAUCAACAAAUUAUGAUUGCUCGAUUGGAGUAUGAGAAAGCUGAAUUGUUGCUUGCAAUUAGAUCAGCUAAAUCAAAAAAAUUUCUUAAGAAAGAUGAAGCAGACGAUAUCAAAUUAAAAGAGUUAUUCCAGCAACGUUCCAAAUAUAUUGAUUCUAUCAAGUCCGAAAAACAACAAAUUAGUGAAUUAAAUAGGCAAAUUAGGCAGAUAUCGAAAGAAGUUUCAAUGUUAAGAGGAAAGAGUGUAACGGAUGUACAAUCCAAGGAAAAUGCUGUGAAACAUAAUAAACUUGUGUUUAUAUUGGAAAAUCGAUUAGAAGUAGCUACGAGGAGAUUUAAUACAGUUGUAUCAGAAAAUGCUAAGCUUCGUGGAGAGAUUGAGACAUUGUUAAAAGAAAGAGCACAAUUUACAACACUCUGGAAUAAAUUAAUUGGUCAAUUAAAUACUGGAAAGCAAAUUAUUAACGAUUUGAUCGAACAAGCUACUGUAACUUUUAAUCAAAGGGACGAAGAGAUGAACAAGAUUCAAGCUCUUCGUGAAAGAGCAACGAGGGAUCUUAAUGCUCAUACAGCAGAAAUGUGUGAACUCCAAAGAACUCUGGACAAUGAGAUGAAAUUACAGGAAUUCCUUGGGGUCAAAGGUCAAUAUAGAAGAACCGUAGAUUUGCAUGUGAAACAGGAAGCUGAGAGAGCUGCUAAAAGACGAGAACAACAAGAUAAAAUAGCUACUUAUAUGCAUAUUCUUGAAACGAUCAAAGAAUUUACAGGUGAGAGCAAUAUUGACAGAAUUGUAGCUCACUUUGUCAAGCAAGAGGAAGAAAAUUUUGCACUCUUUAAUUAUGUUAAUGAACUCAAUGAUGAAAUGGAGAGUCUUCAAUUAAAGAUGGCUGAGUUGACAGUUGCCAUUGACGAGGCAAGAGCAUUGCAUGAAUUUAGAGAAAAACAACAGGCAGAAACGUUAGAAACUAUUACAAAUCAAUUGGAAGAACAGACUAAGCUUGCGGAUGAUGCUGAAGAAGAACUUUCAAAGUGCGAUGACGAGAUAGAAAAAAUGCUGAAGGGAAUAGAGGCUCUCUUUAAGGCUGUUAAAUGCGAUAAUUCACCUAUUCUACAAUUACUGGGUGACAAUUCUCAUGUUACCAUGGGCAAUGUUAUGCUGUAUCUUGGUAUUAUCGAAAAACGUAUCACAGAAAUGAUGCAUAAAGUUUAUUGGGUCGACAAAGCUACCAAGUCCCAACAAUUAAGACUUGACGAAGACAAAAAACCAAGAUUAAAAAUUCCUUCUCUCACACAAAUUGCUCCUACCCAACCUUGUGCCCUCUGCGUUGAGAAAGAAGAAAUGCAGAUAAUGACCGAAGGCUUAGAAAUUCCACUCUCUCGAGAAGAAGCAAUAGAGAAAUUGAAACAACAUCUAGAAGAUGAUUACUCUGAAUUACUUCAUAAUGUAUCCGGUUGUCAUUUACCAGCUGCUAGAAAAAUCAUGCAAAAACGUUAUCAAGAAUAAUCUUAAAAUAAAGUCAUUAAAUUAAAUUAAUAU
Polistes dominula (European paper wasp) is the source of this 1824-nucleotide messenger RNA. RefSeq names its product Coiled-coil domain containing protein 114. The record is from RefSeq and is a predicted model, not a curated record. NCBI's taxonomy places the organism in Eukaryota, Metazoa, Arthropoda, Insecta, Hymenoptera, Vespidae.